AUGGCCUCGGAACUGCUUUCUCUUAAAGGCCAGGUGCAGGCUCUGGCAGAAUCUCAAGCAACCGGAUUUCCAGGCAUGGAGGCAAAGCUUGCACAGGCUGAAGGCAAGUUUAGUGAAGGCAACAAGGAGAUCUUGGAAACUAUCAACAAAGUAGCCUUUGAGGAAGUCGAGGAAGACUCUAUUGAUCCCACAAAUCCAGCCCUUGAUCCUACCAAUGGGGAAAAGACAAACUUCAUGGCGGCUAAGGCGUGUACCAAGGAACUCACACAUCGAAGCCAGUUAGACUUUCAAGACAGCCUUCCACAGCUACAAGUUCUCAAUCUCCGCUUUAAUAACUUCCAUGGUCCUCUAGUUAGCGUAUCAAAGGUUAAGCAUCCAUUUUCAAAGCUUCAAAUCUUUGACAUCUCAAACAAUGAUUUCUAUGGCAAGUUGCCUUUAAGAUAUAUCGAUAAUUUUGCAACCAUGAUGAAUAUGAAUGAGUCUAGUCUUGGGAAUCCACAAUACAUGGGUGCCAAAGGCUUUACAUACUCAUAUUCCAUCGAGAUGACAUUCAAGGGACGACAACUACUAUACAUGAAGAUCAUCACUACUAUGUCGACUUUGGAUAUGUCCAACAACAAAUUUGAGGGAGGAAUUCCGAAUUCCAUAGGAAAAUUACACUCACUCCGAGGCCUUAAUCUGUCACACAAUCUUCUCACUGGUAGCAUCCCUCCCUCAAUUGGUAUGUUGUCCUUGCUCGAUUGUUUGGACCUUUCAUCAAAUAGGCUCAUUGGUCAUAUUCCUCAAGAAUUGACCAGUUUAACUUUUCUUGAGGUCUUUAAUGUGUCAAUGAACCUACUAAAAGGUCCUAUACCUCAUGGGAACAACUUUAAUACGUUCUCAGCCGAUUCAUACAAGGACAACCUUGGAUUGUGUGGACAACCAUUGCUUGAGUGUGGAGCUAGUCGCGUACCAUCUAUGAACAACACCGGAGAUGAUGAUGAAGAUCUUUCUAACGACGAUGGGAAUACAUUAUCGAUGUGGGAAAUCGUGAUGAUGGGAUUUGGUAGCGGUGUGGUGGUUGGCUUGGCUUGGGGAUACUAUAUGCUCUCUGUAGGAAAGCCCUUUUGGUUUAUCAAGCUUUCUUACAAAAUGGAGUUGGCUUUGCUUGGUUUUUGGGACCAGCAAUUUGGUUGA
This is a messenger RNA of Chenopodium quinoa (quinoa), 1176 nucleotides long. Its product is annotated as receptor like protein 30-like. Gene Ontology annotation, molecular function: protein binding. The coding region runs from base 1 to 1176 and encodes 391 amino acids. Lineage: Eukaryota; Viridiplantae; Streptophyta; Magnoliopsida; Caryophyllales; Amaranthaceae. The record is from RefSeq and is a predicted model, not a curated record. The transcript is spliced from 3 exons.